This is a messenger RNA of Rhinolophus ferrumequinum (greater horseshoe bat), 2175 nucleotides long. RefSeq names its product BTB domain containing 18 (gene BTBD18). Gene Ontology annotation, molecular function: protein binding. The transcript is spliced from 2 exons. Gene Ontology annotation, biological process: positive regulation of transcription elongation by RNA polymerase II. The record is from RefSeq and is a predicted model, not a curated record. The coding region runs from base 37 to 2175 and encodes 712 amino acids. Lineage: Eukaryota; Metazoa; Chordata; Mammalia; Chiroptera; Rhinolophidae.
UCCAUGAAAACCUAGGAAGUUUGUUAACAGACCAACAUGUUUUCUCCUGCUAGUUCAAAAAUCCUAUAUAGGAAUCCCCGAUUCCUCCGGUUAGCUUUUCUGCAGCUUCAUCACCAGCAGCAGAGUGGAGUGUUCUGUGAUGUCCUUCUGCAGGCAGAAGGUGAGGCAGUCCCAGCACAUUGCUGCAUCCUGUCUGCCUGCAGCCCCUUCUUCACAGAGCGCCUGGAACGGGAGAGACCAGCUCAGGGUCGUAAGGUGGUGCUGGAGCUGGGGGGCCUGAAGAUCAGGACCCUUAGGAAGCUGGUAGAUUUCUUGUAUACCUCAGAGAUGGAAGUAUCUCGAGAAGAAGCCCAGGAUGUGCUUUCUGCUGCCCGUCAGCUCCGAGUAUCUGAGCUAGAAUCCCUUCAGCUAGAGGGUGGGAAGUUGGUGAAGGCCCCUCAGGGCAGAAGACUGAACCGGGAGUGCUUACAACCUCCAAGUGCUGCACCGAUCUCUGCCAGGGUGGUGGCAUCCAGCCGCCGCCCUCGAACGCCACUGCCUGUUACCCAGACUCCCUGUCCUCUCGGGGCAGUGAGGUUGAAGUCGUCGGGGGAGGAGGCGUCCCAGGAGAGGUGCAACCGACAGAACGCAGAGAACUUGUCUGACACUCUUGUGCUCAAGAGGAAGGCCAGAGCCUGCCCACCUCCACAGGAAAAAAGCUCUUCACCGUCAAGCCACAGUCAGGGACCGGAAGAGAGUGCGAGUGACCCUGUCCUUGGUCCUACGGUGCCCUCCCCCACCAACUUGUACCCCUCUGUGGAUGAGGGACUAUUGCCCAGAAAGAUCAGACUGAGUCGUUCCAAGCCACCUCCUGAUGUGUGUACGUCCAAGCCGGCCUGCAUUUUAAGUGCACCCAGCUCAGUGCCCACAGCCCCUGGCCGGCGUCUUUGGCGACAAAAAAGUAUAAAUAAAGAAGCACCAGAAGACAAGCAGAAAGCAGGGAGAGUUAAUCUUCUACAGAGCACCACAACUCCAUCUGGUCUUGGAAAGACGGGGGGGAGUAAGAAGCGCAGCCCUGAAGUCAGGGCACCUAACUCGGACUCUGCAGAGGAGGGGCAGGUUGGGAGAGUGAAACUUCGUAAGACUGUCAAUGGGACCUGCUGGGAGGUGGUGCAGGAGCCUCCCCUCAGGAACUCUCAAGACAGUCCUCAGAUCCCAGAACCUGGAGACUCAGAAGAGCCUCCAGCGAUUCAGCCAUCCUCAGUUAACCCGCAGGAAAUGUCAUCUGCUACAACAGACCUGUGUCAGGACUCCCCAGUGUGCUCUAGGCUACAAGACAUUCUUUCUGCUAGCAGCUCCCCAGGCCCCCCAGUGGUGAAGUCUGAGUUUGGGUCCAGUCCAGAGCUGGUAGGGAAGGAACCUGGGUUCGAUAUUGACUGCAGAGAGCCAUAUGCAUUUGACACAGACCUGCUCGGGCAGCCCUGUGAAGCUGAGGAGUACCGAAUCACAAGUGCUGCCGCCACCAGUGAGCUGGAGGAGAUCCUGGACUUCAUGUUGUGUGGCUCAGACAGUGAGCCACCUACAGCAUCUCUGGAGAGUGCCAGAGCUGAGGGAUGUAGGACCCCUAGUUACCACCUGACAGAAACAGGAAAGAACUGGAUCGAAGGGGAAGAAUGGUAUAUACCAGACAUGGAACUCUGGCCCAGGGAGCUCACAGGAUUGGAAAAGGGACCUGUCGGUGAGAACAAAGAGCCAGUCGAACCCCUUAGCCCUCUUGUCAUGCCCUCUGAGAUGAGUGAAGGGGAAGUGCUUUCAGUAGAAGGCUCUUGGACUCAAGACCUAGAAAUUAGCAGCUCCGAACCACUGGAUGAUCAGAGAGACAAACUUCUACACACUGACUCCCUUGACCCUCGCCAAAAGUCCUACGGAGACCUCUCACCUCCCUGUUCACACUGGGUGGAGACUGGGAUGGAAGAGUCCCUAACUAUGGAUGAGGUAUUGUACCCUGCUCCAGAAGCAGGCAAGGAAGUACUUAGCAACUCUGAGCUGUUGGACCCACUUCCUGCCAGCCUUGAAGAGGAAGAGAUUGAUGUGGUAGACUGGACAUCAGAGGGAGAGCUGAUGCCCACCGGUAUCCCCUCCGUAUGGCCUGACCCUUCCUCAGAGUCAGAAACAGAAGUAGACAUACUAACGUAG